AGAAAGCAGGAUUGGAAAUGUAUUCACUGGGUGUCGGGUCGCUGUGUCUACUCGCCAGCCGGUGCCGCGCUUUUAUGUUAAAAUCAUUAUAAUAACGAUGGAAACAAAAGCAUGCUAUCACUGCGAGCUGCAAAUAGACCCUCGACGCUGGGGACCGAUGGAGACGGAAUAGUGGUCGCAAGCAAAUUGGAGGGGAAAUACCAUUCUGCAAUAAUACCAAUCGGGCAGCACAUACAUAUAUACAUAGCGAGAUGCAUCAGCCGGCUACGGUCACAUCUUGACAAUGGAAGGGACAGAGCAAGAAUGCUGUUUUUUUCAUUUAAAUUAUUCAUAAGGACGUGCGGAUUGGAUUGUGAGCUGGUAGUGUUUUAUUGUACAACUUGAGUGCUUUACAAAGCUUUACAAAUACUGGAGUGUGGUUAUUCAUUGCAAUUUGGAAGGUAUGUUGCGUUUUCACCUGGAAGUCAUACACCUAUGUUACUACUAGCUGCAUCUUCACUCAAAACAGAAUACAAUUUGCACUUUUUCUAACGUUUUUUUGUUUUGUUUUAAAAUUAAACAAACGUGUAAAUAAAACAAUUGCUGUGUAAAAUGAACAAUUGCUACGGGCAUUCCAGCAACGUUUAGGUCCGGACUGUGACAAUAUUAUCAUUCUGUAAUUUUUAAGGGACCAUUUUUCUUUUGAUGUUUUUGCAACUAAAGAAUGUACCUUUUGGAUGGUAAUUGCCCUGAAAGGAUGCAGAGGGGAACCCCGCAAAGGAAAACCGUGUACCGGAUUUCUUUGACUCUGGUUAAAAAAGAAAAUGUGCUGGAUGAGGGAGGCGGGGGAAGCAGCGUGGCGCAUCCCAGGUUUGAUACGCCAAAAGCGGGCACUCACAGGCGGGAGGGGGCCUCCGAGAUCCAGCGAAGCUGCCUGUUGGAGGAGGAAGAGGAGGACGAAAUAGACGAUUUCUCCACACAGAACUAUUUGAGAAACUUCAGGACAUUUAGUACCGGUCACCUUGAACUCGGUAAGUUAAAAAUCUCCAGGAAAACGCACCUUUUUCACAAGGACCUGACUUUUAAAUUGAAAGUAGCGGGCAAUGCAGCAGGUUCAGCUGGCAUGGAGCUGAGCACAAGUCCGAAGAGAGACGGGAACCCGGCUCGCCCUGUAAGCAUGGUCGCAACUGUGAACAUGGGUUUGGAAAAUAAAAGGAACGUUUCGCGUUUAGGGGAAAGUCUGGGAGCUACUACUGUCGAGGUGUUUAAAAGGGAGCUUUGCACGAGUGAAAAGGGACCACAAGUGCUUACUGACACAGGCAGAGAAAAGGCAGCUAUAGCCGAGGAAAGUGCUGGUUCGGGGGACAGGGGAAACGGUACAGAAUCCAAAGACACACUUAAAACUGCAGGGGGCCGAGGUGCGCACCCGUCAGAGGUGCAAAGAGAAUGUCCUGAAAAAGGGCAGGACAUGGGGGGGUAUUCUCAGGACACUAAUGGUAAUUUCUCUGUCAGGAAUAGUAAGGAAUGUGAGAAUUUCAAGGCUGAAGCUCCCCGUUCACCCGUGAUAUCAGGACCCCCCUCCUUAGCACAGAGAGGGUCAGGUAAAAAGGACACUCCGCAGACACCCCCGCAAGCCCUCGACAAGAGGCCCACGGGUUUACUGCGCAGGAGCUUCAGCUUCAGACACUGGAGUGGUGGGGAGCUGCCCAGGAUCAGAGCCCUGACUCGGGAGAAGCACCACAGUAGCUCCAGCUGUAUUGGGGAAGGUGAGAGCAACGCCGUGGUCCUUCAGAACCCCUCCUGCAGUGAAGCAGGGUGCAGCGAGAAGAGGAACACCUUAGACGUGGGGGCGGUCCUGAAUAAAACAGAUUCCCUGACCAACCUGGGCAGGUGGGAGAGGGCGAACGGGAAGAACAGGACUCUGGAUAACAGUGACCUGCACAAGCUGUCGGAGAGGGACCUGGACGAGAAGGAAGGCUUCCUCCGCGGCGGGGUCAGGUCUAGCGGGCAGGAGCGCAAGCUGCUCAGGUUCUUCAGCGGCAUUUUCUCCAAAAAGGGCGGCACUUCCACGCCGUUUACGAGCCCCAGGGGGAACUCUCUAAGGGAUAGCAGUAGCGCCGCCAGGUCUAAAGGGUUUCUAAGCUCCCAGAAGGCGGCCACUCUGGGAUAUACACGGUCCAGCACUGAGAGUGUGAAUGGAUCUCCUCUUAAAGAUGCCUUCGUAAACAGCCAGGAGUGGACCCUCAGCCGCUCGGUCCCAGAGCUCAAAGUGGGCAUUGUGGGUAAUUUGGCCAGUGGUAAGUCCGCCCUGGUGCACCGGUACCUGACGGGGACAUACGUUCAGGAGGAGUCUCCAGAAGCAGACAUCGAUGCAGGUGGCCGCUUCAAGAAGGAGAUUGUUGUGGAUGGGCAGAGCUACCUGCUGCUCAUCAGAGAUGAAGGGGGCCCCCCGGAGACACAGUUUGCCUUGUGGGUGGAUGCUGUCAUCUUUGUCUUCAGCCUGGAGGAUGAGAUCAGCUUCCAGACGGUCUAUCACUACUACAGCAGGAUGGGCAACUAUCGCAACCCUGCCGACAUCCCCAUGGUGCUGGUCGGAACCCAGGACGCUAUCAGCUCGGCAAACCCUCGAGUCAUUGACGACGCCAGGGCGAGGAAGCUGUCCAAUGACCUGAAGAGAUGCACGUACUACGAGACCUGCGCCACCUACGGGCUCAACGUGGAGAGGGUCUUCCAGGAUGUUGCCCAGAAGAUUGUAGCGACUCGGAAGAAGCAGCAGCUGUCUAUUGGACCCUGCAAGUCUCUUCCCAACUCCCCAAGCCACUCCUCUGUGUGCUCGGUCCCCAUCUCCACAACACACAUCAGCCAGACGAGCAAUGGCGGAGGCAGCCUGAGUGAUUACUCCUCCUCCGUCCCCUCCACCCCCAGCACCAGCCAGAAGGAGCUGCGGAUCGACGUCCCGCAGAGCGCCAACACGCCCACGCCGGUGCGCAAGCAGUCCAAGCGCCGCUCCAACCUCUUCACCUCUCGGAAAGGAAGUGAUCCAGAUAAGGAGAAGAAAGGACUGGAAGGCCGGGCAGACAGCAUUGGAAGCGGCCGCGCAAUCCCAAUUAAACAGGGUAUGCUCCUGAAGAGAAGCGGCAAGUCUCUGAAUAAAGAGUGGAAGAAGAAGUAUGUAACCCUGUGCGACAACGGCCUGCUCACCUACCACCCCAGCCUUCAUGACUACAUGCAGAACGUCCAUGGCAAGGAGAUCGACCUGCUGCGCACCACCGUGAAGGUGCCAGGGAAGAGGCCCCCCCGCGCCAUCUCCGCCUGCGCCCCCCUCUCCAGCCCCAAAACCAACGGGCUGACCAAGGACAUGAGCAGCCUGCAACUCUCCCAGGCACCAGGCACAGUGACAACCAGCACAUCGGCAUCUCAGAUGGCCAGUGGGAUCAACCUGGUUGCCUUCAACAGCCGACCGGACGGGAUGCACCAGCGGUCCUACUCUGUGUCCAGCGCUGACCAGUGGAGCGAGGCCACUGUGAUCGCAAACUCUGGCAUCAGCAGUGACACAGGCCUGGGUGAUUCAGUGUGCUCCAGUCCCAGCAUCUCCAGUACCACCAGUCCCAAACUGGACCCCCCUGCCUCCCCGCAUGCCAACAGGAAGAAGCACCGGCGGAAGAAGAGCACCAGCAACUUCAAAGCGGACGGCGUCUCCGGUGCAGCCGAAGCCAAACGUAAAGCUUGGAAACUAAACCGUGUUGGUAGCCUGCGCAACAUUUACAACAGCAGCAGCGCCAACACUGAAGAACAAGAGGAGAACUUUGAGUUCAUCAUCGUGUCACUAACGGGGCAGACUUGGCACUUCGAGGCCACCACCUAUGAGGAGCGGGAUGCCUGGGUGCAGGCCAUCGAGAGCCAGAUCCUGGCCAGCCUGCAGUCCUGCGAGAGCAGCAAGAACAAGUCUCGCCUGACGAGCCAGACAGAGGCCAUCGCCCUGCAGUCGAUCAGGAACCUGCGUGGAAACUCUCACUGCGUGGACUGCGAAGCACAGAACCCGGACUGGGCCAGUCUGAACCUGGGAGCCCUGAUCUGUAUCGAAUGCUCAGGAAUCCACCGGAACCUCGGCACGCACCUGUCCCGGGUUCGAUCCCUGGACUUGGACGAGUGGCCGCUGGAGCUCAUCAAGGUCAUGUCGUCCAUCGGCAACGAGCUGGCCAAUAGCGUGUGGGAGGGGAGCGCGCAGGGGCGCAUGAAACCCACACCAGACUCCACCAGGGAGGAGAGGGAGCGGUGGAUCCGGGCCAAGUACGAGCAGAAGCUAUUCCUGGCGGCCCCUCCUCUCACUGACCUUCCCCUGGGGCAGCACCUGUUGAGGUCCACUGCAGAGGAGGACCUGCGCAUGGUGGUGCUGCUGCUGGCACACGGGGGGCGAGACGAGGUCAACGAGACCUGCGGGGAGGGAGACGGGCGCACAGCUCUGCACCUCGCCUGCCGCAAGGGCAACGUCGUCAUCACACAGCUGUUGAUAUGGUACGGGGUGGACGUGAUGACCCGGGACGCCCACGGGAACACAGCGCUUGCGUACGCGCGGCAGGCCAUGAGCCAGGAGUGCAUCGACACACUGCUGCAGUACGGCUGCCCCGACGAGCGCUUCGCUCUCAUGGCCACACCCAAUCUGUCCCGCAAGAACAACAACCGCAACAACAGCAGCAGCGGCAGCAUCGUCGGGGCGGGAAGGAUGCCGACCAUCAUUUGAUGUACUGCACCCUGGUGACAACCCCUGGCACUGCUGCUUCUGUUUUGAUUUUGAACACAGUCCUCUCCAUUUUUUUUUUUUGGAUUCCAGCCUGAAAAUACAUAUAAAUAAAUCUACCUGGACUUGUUGGAGAAUCAUUUCUAAGAGUUGGCCUGGAGGUUGAGGAAAAAACCACUUCCCAAGAAAAUUAGAGAGUAACUUGUUUUCUUCAUAAACUGUGGAUUAUUAUUAGAUUUUCAACCUUUCUGUACUGAUAAAAGCAGUCUCACACACACCUCUCCUGUGACAUGUAGGUAUCAUUUAGUGGAAACCCGGAGGCCAUUGUCCUUUGCUCUAGAACUUUGGAAGAGAAGCAUUUUCACAUCGUUUGCAUUCCCGCACCAGUGGAGCUGGGAACUGGGUCUUGGCUCGUCCCCAUAGGAAAGCCUGAAAGGCAGAGUUAGAGGUCUGGGCAGGAUUUUGUUAGGUUGUGAAGCUCUUAUGAUGGUUUGUGUCAAACCAGUCAAAGCUAAUCUGCCCGCUGGGACCAUCGGCUUCAUUGCACUGGUACAGCCGAGUCUCUGUCUCUGUCUCUGUCUCUCUCUGUCUCUCUCUCUCUCUCUCUCUCUCUCUCUCUCUGUCUCUGUCUCUGUCUCUCUCUCUCUCUCUCUCCAGUGAUGUUGCUCUUUCGUAGCUCUCUGUAAAUACUGAAUUAUGGGGAAUUUGAAUAUUAGCCGGGCGCCAGCUACGCCGCACGCUUCAUCACUCAGAAGAAUGAGGAGUGUGUUUUUGUGUCGUUACUCCAGCCUGGGACCUUGAAUACACCAUUCUGCACUCCGUCAUGACCAGAAUUCUCUUCAUAGCGUUCAGAACAGAAGAGACAAGAGAAGGGAUUUUAGUUGGAAAUAUGUACAUAUGUGAAGAAAAAAUAAUCUGAAGAAAAACUAACAUUAAAAAAAAUAAAUAAAUGAAAAAUGUUUAAGUGUAUGGCUCUGCGGUAGCAUUUUAAACAACGUACUUUUGGAAAGCAGUAGGUGACUUGUUUUUUGUAGAUAAUUGUUACUGGUCAGUUCAGAACAUUGGUGGUUCUCUUCAAGAAUUCAAAAACAUUGUGGUUUUGUUUCAUUUUUUUGUUUUGUAUAUUUUUCGCUAAGAAACUUGACACUAUUUUGUUUCCACUGCUGUGAUUCUUUGACUAAAUUAUGGAUUUUUUUCUUUGGUAUUCUCUGAUUUUUAAAUGAUGCAAAUGUGAAGAUAUCUUGGUGUAUAUAUAUAUAUAUAGCAAACCCAAAUAUCGAUGUAUUCCUAUGUAUAAGUGUGGAAGCAUGUCUUUAUUGUUUUGUUUUGUUUUGUGUUUUUAAGUCAGUGAAAAGUUGGAGUUAGUGCACUGCGACAGAAUGCGGUACAUUUUGUCACACAGUGUUGGACCAGUAUAUACUUGGGAACUCUACAAGAGCCAGUAAAUACCAUGACAUUAAAAAUGACACCGUGUCAGUGAACUUUAUUAUUCCAGGGUUUAGGUUCCAGGGACUAUUCAUUCAUUAUCUAGCCAUUUGAUAUUCUCUGUGUGUUGCCCUGUGAGCUUCUGUUACCUGUGUGUUUUGAGUCUGGGCAAUUCAUGUAUUCACAAUUUAAUGUAUCAGUAUUACAUUAUAUUUUGAAAGUGGAAUAACUAUUCUCUUUAUUAUUUGUUAUAAUGAAUAACAGAUCUUUUUUUUUUUUUUAUCCCACAAGAAUGUCACUCACACUCACCACUCCUUUGCCUGUCGGAACAUUUUAUAGUAGAAAACCAAUGAUGAAAUCCAGUAGAGAGAGUGCCCCCUCCCACCACUUCACUUCAGAAAUCCAGAGACUCAGAGGCUUACUUUAUUAACAGAGGUUCUGUCUCAGUUCAUAUUGUUUUGAUUGUUAUUUCAAUGUUUGGAAUGAGAAUGCUAUGACUAAUUCCGGAAACAUUUCUGUUAGUUUAGGUUCUCACCACACUCACGCUGUUUCCAGAGUGGCACUCAUUGGCUGGGUACCCAUGUCUCUUUUUCCUGCUCCUAUUCGCUCUGUUUUGUGUGCUGUGGUUUUGUUUCCCUGAACUUUUUAAAACCCUAAAUCUCACAACACUUUUGACCAACGAUCAACUAAAAAGGGCUUUUUUGGUUGUAGAAUCCUCAUUUGUAAAUAUAUUUCUUUUAUGUAAAUCUUUUUUUGGUGGUGUCGUAAUUUAUAAACAAAAUGUAAAUAAUUUGUCCCUUUUUAUGUAUUGUUUUAGUUUGUUUAGUUGUUUUUUUAAAUGAUAUAACUUGUUGUAGUAACUGAUAACACUUCAGAACCAGAAGGGUGAGUAAUAUAAGUUGAUGAAAGAAUGGCGUUGCAGAUGUGAUUGUGUUUUUUUUUUGGUUUUUGUUUUUGUUUUGUUUUUGAUUUACUUUCUGUUUCUCUCUUCAUAUCUUUCUUCAGUACACACAUGCAUGAUGUAGAGACAUUUUCACAGUCAGGACUUCUCCUGGAAUUAGCACAGUCAGCAAUAUAUCUCAGAAAGAGAUUAGAAAAAAACCUUUUUUGCCGUUUUGAUAUUUUGUUUUUUAUUUAAGCAUUGAAAAAAGAAAUAAAUUCUUGCCCAAGCAUUGAAAAAAGAAAUCAGUUCUUGCCCAUUUCUCAUGAAGUGCAUGGCUUUCCCAUCGUUCAUAGACAGACUUGCCCUUUGGAGGGGACCAGAGCUGCUGCCCUUUCUUUGCGCUGUUUAUGAAGAACCGUUGGGUCUCAGUGGUGCCCCCUAUCAGAUCUGUAAGAGAGCUGCAUGCAUUUUUUGUAGCAGAAUACUCAAGUGGUGCAACAUAGUCUUACUCUGACACAAUCUGAAGACAGGACCUUGACAUUAGUAUUUGAAAUGACAAAUAUAUUCCCGUCACUCAUGGGUAGAGGCAGUCCACAUCUGCAGAUAACAGAAUUCCUCCAGGAUCACGGAAUUUGCAGGCUCCCGUGGAAUUCACGUUCUUCCACAGAAUUUGCGUUUUUCCACAAAUUCGCCAUAUUCUACAGCUACAUCGUUACUAUAAUUAUCAUAAACACUGCUAAAGUGACCUGAAACAUAUAACUGAGUAGUUUUAAAUCAACAGAUGUUUUAUCUCCUUCAAAACGUAGGAGUUAAUUAAAGACUAGAAGUCUUGAAAAUGUGUCCCAGUAAGAAGCCUCAUGUGAUGUGAGGAUUUUGUUUGACAGUUUCUAAUGAUUUUACUUGCAUAAAUGUUUGCUUUAUUAAAUUGGAAGUACUUAACCCAUAAAUUAUUUGAUAUGAUUAUGUUAACUUGAUUUGCAUAAUUGUAAGCCAUUAUUAAUACAAAUACUAAAUGCAUAAGAUGUUCCUCAGGUAGCUGCUUCAUUUCUGCAGUCUGGACAGCCUCUAGUCAUGGUCUGUCAUCCCAUACACUGAAGGGCAUACAGCACAAGCUGGGUCUAGUAAUAAUGAAAUCCUAAACAACGGGACGCAUUUCUAGUCAGAACUGGCUGAUGUUUGGUCAUAGUGAAUGUCAGAUUAGAAACACCCCAUGUCUUGUUUAUCAGUGUUUUACAUUUGAGUUUAUAUAAAAAAAAAAAAAAAACAUUGAAAACCCUUGUGAACACAAAGCAUUAUUUUUAAAGGCCGUUUAACUGAGACACCAUUGAAACCUUUUGGGUAAACAGUUGGUUGUACUAUCAUAUACAUGUUCAAUAAAGUAAAGCACACUGUUGACUUGUAUUUAUACUUCACUUUGUUUUCACAUGUAGAAAAACAAUGUGAGAAUGUGUUUUGGUUUGUUUAAAGCUCCUUUAGCUGCAGUUUAAGUACCUGUCAACCUUACAGUUGAAAUCUAACACACUGCAUUUCUACAUGCCAGUAGAGUCUGCUGCACAGUCUCGGACUUUGCUUUUAUAUUGUUGUUGUCUUGUGUUUUGGAAAGUAUGGCAUCAAAAACAGGGAGAGUUGCUUUGAAUAUUCCGCUCUAAGAAAGCUUGCAAAAUAUAUAGACAAUCCUAUGAAAAGAUGAAAAGGGCAGCUUCUUGUGCUUGAGUGUUACUCGACUUGGUCCUUAUAGGCAUUUAUUUUUGAAUUGCUGUUUUAUCUGAUACAUAGUCUGUUAAAUAACAACAAUAAAACAUUUAAAGUCUUUCUAAAAUGACAGCAGGUAAAGUGCUACUGGGCAAGCUUUAGGACCAACCCGUCCCGCACAUUAAUCAAAGGUCCAAACUUCAACCCACUGAAACUGGCACAACUAAAUACAGAAGAAAUACCUCUGAUGUGUACUGAUAGAGCUAAUCUGGGAUCCUUUUCAGCUUUCUUCGAGUGGUCCACUAAUAAGAUUUCCAAGAAGCCAUGCAUUUGAGCCGUCUCUGUGCAGGACUUGUACACGGGUGCAGAGGUGUUCAUAAUAACAGGUAAUAUGAAACGCUUCACUCAGGAUCCAGUGUGGGGAUCUAGCUUAUUCCACAAUUAGAGUGACAGUGGUGGGACUACAGGGUUGUUGUUUUUUCUGGAGAUUAGUGCUAGAUUUGCUUAGGGUAGCCCGGGGAAUUAAGGGAAGUGCCCUCUGAUUUAUCAGUAAGCUUGAAUCCUGUCAGGGUAGAUUGCUGUUGCUUGUGAUUGUUCGGAAACAACCAAACCCGUGUAAGCAGCUCCAGUGCUGAAUCUCUUUGGGUUAGUUACUCGGAUCUCUAUGUCCAGUCCAAGCUGCAGCAGCGUCUCAGUGAGGAGUCUUCGAGGCAACGUAGCUCUAGCCCUUUGCUUACAAGCAAAGCCAGCACAACUGCAGGACAGCAUCAGACUGCAGGAUAGUGAGGACAUAAGAGAGUGUGGUUACGCUGACCUCCCAGCAUUGUCAUCCCGGGUUCACAGAUGGCAAACUGGGUGAUUCCUGCAGACUGGGAAGCAUUUCAAGGCGCCUGACUCCAAUUCCGUUGCAUGGAAAUAGUUUUAAAGAAGAUGUAAUGGGGGAAAAAAAAAAGUAGAUUUUUUUUUUUUGUUUUUGUUUUUUAAUUAUUACCUCAUUUUGGCAGGUUUCAUGUUUCAAAGCAAGAUGAUGCAUUAUUUAUGUUCGUAUUGUAACCAAAUAAGAAUUUUCUUUGGCUCAAAUUUUGUAUCACUAAGUUAUA
Messenger RNA from Polyodon spathula (Mississippi paddlefish), 9817 nucleotides. RefSeq names its product arf-GAP with GTPase, ANK repeat and PH domain-containing protein 1. Gene Ontology annotation, molecular function: GTPase activity; protein binding; GTP binding. The transcript is spliced from 20 exons. Lineage: Eukaryota; Metazoa; Chordata; Actinopteri; Acipenseriformes; Polyodontidae. Gene Ontology annotation, cellular component: nucleus. The record is from RefSeq and is a predicted model, not a curated record. Bases 704 to 4720 code for a protein of 1338 amino acids.